CGUUUUUUUCAUUCAUUCCUCUAUAGUUGCAAUUCAUAUUUUAAAUUUUAAUUGUUCUGCAUUUAUUAUUCGUAUUUAAUUACUAAUUAUUAAUUAUUAUUUUCGAAUGUUGCUGAUUCCACGGUAUCGAUCAAAUAGUAGUGCAUAUCAACUACUAUUAGAUAUUUAGAUCCAGCUACUUUUAUCAAUUACGCUACUUCUUUCGAUCUGAUAUUAAUAGCCAAAAGUAUUCUAUUCAGAUCAGAUAUUUUAGAAUUUCAUAAUUCCUCACUUUUGGAAAGCUCAUCAUAACUUCAUUCACAAUUUUCUUAGCAUUUCGAUCACUUUCUUCUUCUUCUUCUUCUUCUUCUUCUUCUUCUUCUUCUUCUUCUUCUUCUUCUUCUUCUUACGCUUUUAAGGAAGCAAGAUUUUUAACUUUAUAAACUCAACACAAACUUACCAAUCAUACGAUAGAAUCGCGGAUUUAACAUAAGUUUUAUCUCGUGAACAUUUGCUGUGUUUGAAUACGUGAUUUUGAAUUAAAAAUUUUGGUAUGGGUACCGCUGCCGUAGAUCAAAGUCUCUAUCCAUUGCAUCGUUGCAAAACUAUUCACUUGGUUAGGCAUGCCCAAGGAAUUCAUAAUGUUGAGGGAGAGAAGAACCAUGAUGCCUAUAUGUCUGAGAAUCUUUUUGAUGCGCAACUAACACCUCUUGGUUGGAAGCAGGUUGCGAAUCUGCGAAACCAUGUCAAGUCUUGUGGACUUUCCAAAAGAAUUGAACUAGUUAUUGUUUCCCCCCUGUUGAGGACUAUGCAAACAGCAGCUGGUGUCUUUGGUGGUGAAGCACAUGCUGAUGGGAAUAAGGAAGCUCCUUUGAUGACACAAAAUGUUGGAGAUAGCAAUCAUCCUGCAAUUUCUAGUCUUAACUCUCCACCAUUUUUAGCAGUAGAGCUAUGCCGAGAACAAAUAGGGAAUCAUCCUUGUGAUAAGAGAAGAACCAUCAGUGAAUACCGGAAUAUGUUUCCAGCAAUUGAUUUUUCACUGAUUGAAACUGAUGAGGACACCUGGUGGACUCCAGAAAGAGAGAAGAGAGAAGAAGUUACUGCUAGGGGACUGAAGUUUCUUGACUGGUUGUGGACACGCCAAGAGAAGGAAAUAGCGAUCGUUACUCACAGCAGUUUUCUGUUUAAUACACUAAGUGUUUUUGGAAAUGAUUGUCACCCAAAUGUGAAGAGCGAAAUAGGCAAACACUUUGCCAAUUGUGAGCUACGUUCAAUUGUUCUGGUUGACAGAGGUAUGAUUGGAUCAGAUGAGUCAAGUACUAAUUAUCCUGGCAAGAUUCCUUCUGGCCCUGAUCUUCCCAGUGAUCUUGCUGAUGAUAAGCAUUCAGCCAAUGGAUCCACUAAUUAAUAACUUAUUUCCUCGGUGAUUAAUGAUGGACUAGUAUAUAGAUGAGAUUUUCGUCCAGGAUAUAGUGAAUUCUUAAUCUUAAUUGCGUUUACAAGCAAAGUUUCAUGUAUUUGUUUCAUAGAAUAAAAGAAAGAAAACUAUAUUCAAGUAGUUAUAUGGAAUUAAGUAAAUCGGUGAAUGAUGGAGAAACUAGUUCUUUAAUAGACACAAAUAUGAAUGCAUGUUAUUAUUACUUUA
Arachis stenosperma is the source of this 1624-nucleotide messenger RNA. RefSeq names its product phosphoglycerate mutase-like protein. Gene Ontology annotation, cellular component: cytoplasm. Gene Ontology annotation, molecular function: phosphatase activity. The record is from RefSeq and is a predicted model, not a curated record. Lineage: Eukaryota; Viridiplantae; Streptophyta; Magnoliopsida; Fabales; Fabaceae. Bases 533 to 1387 code for a protein of 284 amino acids. The transcript has 10 exons.